Messenger RNA from Trichoderma virens Gv29-8, 2355 nucleotides. RefSeq lists its product as uncharacterized. The coding region runs from base 227 to 2305 and encodes 692 amino acids. The record is from RefSeq and is a predicted model, not a curated record. The transcript is spliced from 5 exons. Lineage: Eukaryota; Fungi; Ascomycota; Sordariomycetes; Hypocreales; Hypocreaceae.
CGGGGGUAAGCAGCUGUUUUUUUGACAGGGUUAAUGGGAUGACAGGUCUUUAUUUCCGAUUUGUUCUGCACCUGCGCGCAUAUUCCAGCAAAUUGACCCAAUGGGGGACCUUGUCCGGUUCAUGGCCCUCCAGCCCCAGAGCUUUGCUUGAUACAGCCUCAAGACCACUUCCCAAAGCCUCUAGUCUCAUCUAGCCAGUUCACCAUCCUCCCUGCAUCAAAGCUCCAUGGCGGACAGGUUGCUCGCCGCUCAGGAACUCCGUAAAAUACAACCGUGCUUGGACUUCAACGAGACUCGCCUACCAGAGUAUCACGAAGCCUUUGCCAAUCCGCAAGUGAGAUUCAACACCGCCCUCGGACUCUACGCGCCACUCCCGAAAGACGGCAACAUGAGUCAAGCGGUAUUGGCAGAUAACCAGAAGCAGCUUCAACUGCUGCCCGAACAAUCAACAAACCCCUCAUCCAACCCCCCGCGACGUCCGUUCUGGGACGAGAUGCUACUCCAGGCAAUGGCCAAGCUCAAAUCGAUUCGCGAUGAACCCGUCGGGCUCGUUGGCACGCCCAACAGCAUCCGCGCCGCGGCGGGAUGGCCCGAGAUUGUCAACACACUCGAGGUAGCCAGAGCAAAAUAUUACAAUUACUCGGGCUUCAUCGGCUUCUGGAAGAAGACGGGCCACAAGUUUGCCGACCACGCCAACGAAGGGAAGACGCUCUUUUCGCUUCUACCGGACUCGGAGUAUACGUCGGUAAUUCAUUCUAAAAGGACAGCCGAGAUUCGAGAAGAGGUUGAGGAAACCCUGCGCCAAAUGCGAGAGAAGCUGUCAGACGUGGAGCGUGUCGUUGCGCUUUGCGCCGACGAUGACGACCAUAUCAUUCUUGUGGCUAUGAACGUGCUCGUGUCGGUACUCCAGGCGUUGGAAGACAUUGUUCUCUACUACUCGUCAAAGAGAGGACUCAGGGUGACCGCCACUGUCUUGUGGAAGAAGGACGAAUACAAGGCCGAUCUCUCUGAAUGCCUAGCCGGGAUUAACUCGAGCAGCAAACGGCUGAUUGAAGAGGCCAAUUUAACUCACAUUCGCGUAACCCGUUCAGUAAAUAUAAAAAUGUCGGAAGGGCUAGAGAAACUGAAGAAACUGCAACUGGGCCAGCUCAAAGUGGCGAGAGAACAGAAGAGAUUGGCAGACAAGCAGUCAGAAAUGGCCAUAUCCGGCCGCAAGAUUGCCAGAAGGCAGGAGAAAUUGGCCACGGAUUUGAGCCGGGAGGCCGCAUCCAACCAACGAAACGCCAUUGCCAACGAGAGAAACGCCGCUGCAAACAUGGCCAACGCCAUAAUCUCUGCCACGGCUUUAAACAGCUUUCUUAAACUAUCCGAGGAAUAUUUCGUUGCCAAAAGCGAUCUGGAGAGAGCUCAACACUUAAACGCCAAGCUCAUGGUAAAAAACGAGCGCCUUUCCUCCGCGUUGCGAGAAGAGCGCUCACGCAGUCGCGGGCGGCACCCUUUGUUAUCACCCGCGCCCAUAUCGCUGGACCAACUCUUGCAAAUAAUAAACGUGCCCGAUAGCGGGGAAGAAACAGAUAUAACCAACAUCUCCGACUCAGCCGUCCACGUCAAUCGCCGCGACCAGGGCCGCGCCGAGCAACUCAUCAAUUACCCCCAGUUUCAGCAGUGGGUGGUUCAGACGCGAUCGACUGAGCUUCUCGUACAUGGCCACAUGAAGCCAAGCCGGACAAGUGUCUCGGCCCUCUCGCUCUUCAGCGCCGCCAUCGUGCGGAGCCUGCGACGGGACCAACGGUUCUGCACCCUGGCCUUUUUCUGCAGCGAGCACAAAGAUGACAGAGAUCCGCUGGUGGGCGGGAUGGGCAUCAUCAAGAGUCUCAUAGUGCAGCUUUUGAACCAGUAUCACUUUGACGGCGCAGACCUCGGGUUCGCGAUCCGGGACGUAAAUCUGGAUGCCUUGGAGGACGAUGUUGAGCAGUUGUGCCGGCUGUUCGUCGGACUGGUGCGCCGAGUGCAGAGUAAGGUGACGCUUAUUUGCGUGCUCGAUAGCGUCAAUGCAUAUGAUGAUCCGGAUUUUAUGCAGGAGCUGGAGGUGGAAAGGGUGCUGUACGAGGUGCUGUCGUUGACGCGGGAUAUCAAGGUCCAAACCCAUACCAAGGUUUUGCUAACGAGUCCGACGGAUACAGCUACGAUAUGGGAGGGGUUUGACGAGAGGGAUGUAGUCUCGAUGGCUGGGCGGCCAAAGGGUGGUAAGCAUUUUGAUGAUGGUAGACUUGCGCAGCAGUUGGAAGGUAUUUUCAUUGGUUAAGGUAGAUUCAAUAUUGUGUUUCCAUAGAUUAAUAUGAAUCAUCUGUUUCU